CUGGAAGAAGAGUUGUCCGCCCACAUGAAACUGACCUUGACCGAGCAGUUUUACGUCAACUACAGUCGUGACGACACCAACACUCUGGCCACCGAUCUGUGGAAUAAAAUUCAGAGAGAGGUCAGUCCAUACGUAUGUGCGCCAUUUUCUAUCACGUGAUGCAUCAUGUGACAAUGUCUGCGGGAGCGUUGGUUGAUAAGAGCCACUUAGGGAUGUUCAAAUUUGAGCUGGUUCUACCCUCCAAGGUUCCCUGUAGCUAGCUGUUUACAUUACAGGGGGGCCAGAGACGGGGUUGGAAAUUGUAUGAUGCCAUUAAUUUCUUAUACUCUUUCCAAACAAAAAGAUGGUCUUCUGAAAGAGAAUGGUAUGAGUGCAGUUUUGUAAGUGGGGGGGGGGUUUUGCGGGAACUGAUGGGACUGAGACUGUUGCAAUGUCAAUAGUUAUUGUAUUACUUAUGUCACAGUUUCACUGUUGCGGUGUCAGUGGAGGACUCAAGAGGGGGGGGGGGGGUUUUGCGGGAACUGAUGGGACUGAGACUGUUGCAAUGUCAAUAGUUAUUGUAUUACUUAUGUCACAGUUUCACUGUUGCGGUGUCAGUGGAGGACUCAAGAGUAGUUGGUCCUGGUGGCUGUAUCAGAAAAGCAAAUGGUUUGAACAACAAAAAGGUAAAAAAAAAUUGUACUUUUCACAUUUUUUUAUUGGCCUGACAUGGGGCAGUGUGUUUUACUGGGGUGGGGAUGAGGGCUGUUGGUCAUUAUUUUAAAUUAUAUAUUUUUUUUUUAAUUGAGUAAUUACACUGUUCCUACUUUUUAAAAAUAAUAUUAUCGUUUGAUUCUCUCUGCGUUUAAAUUUUACCACGCACGAGGAGGACAGCACGUAAUUGUUAAUGGAAGAACUAUGGCCAUUUUAAUCCCAAUUUUUAAACUAAAAAAACAGGCCCGGAUGAAUUCAAGAAUUACGUCCCCGAAAGUUGCUGUGACGUGACUUUGGCCAACCUCACCGAGUGCCAGAGGCUGCAGGAUUCCGGCGGUCCUGUGUUUAUACCAGCCCAGAGGCAACCUUCCAUGGUCACCGACCCCAACCCGGCUUUAUACCACAAGGUUGGUAGGUUUUCAUCUUUCAUUGGUCAUUAACGUUUUAAGACUGCCUUUGACGUUGGGUAAUCACAUACUCUUUCAAUGUUGAGAAAGGGGCGCUGGAUCAGUGGCGUAAGAAGGGGGUGCAGAGGGGCGGCUGGCCCCGGGCGGACAUUUUUUUUUUAUAAGAGGGGCGGCAUUUUCGACCAAAUGGAGAGGGGUAUUGUUUGUUUUUUUUCUCACGGGAGCGGCAAAAUUCUUGGCCCACCCCAAUAGGCACUAAUCCUAUCUAAAGACAAUUGGCUUGAUGUUUUGACUUGAAAGUCUGCAACCACUGCCUUGUGGGUUUUUGAGAGAGUACAUUUAAAUAAACUUAGUGCCUCUCCGUGAAUUUUCAUUUUAUUCUGUACCUCGAAUUCCUGUCGGCUGCAACUGACAGAGCUGCUGUUGAGUGUGAAUCAAGCAUUGGGGCCACAUUAUCAUUUUUGUUUAUCUACACGUUCCAAUACACGACUGAACGGAGCAUAAUUGUAUUUUAACCAAAUAGUUUUGCACUUACCUCAGCACAAUCUUUUCCAGCGUUCCAUUUCAAGAAUGAAUAUUAAUUUAAUAUAAUUUGAUUCCAGUUCCAGAGCACUUGAUAGAUUUCUUAGAGGAGUAAUUGCUGUUUGUAAUAUUUAAAAAAAAACAACACUUUUAUUGGCUGCUCUUGUAAUUAUAAAUAUUAACAUAAAGUCACACCAUGAACAUGAACACAUUGUACAUCUAAUUUUUAAACGUUGAAUCCAUCAGUCAUGCAAUAAGUCCCGUAUAGUGACUUUAAUCUCCCAUAAUCCAAACUAGGGAUGUUACGACGCCGUCAGGGAAUCCAUCACGGAAAACAGCGCAGUUAUUGCUGCAGUUAUCCUUGUAACCAUAUUAAUCACGGUAAGCAGCAUUCAUCUUUUUUUUAGUUGUUACAACUAUUAUUUUAUGUAACAGCUAAUAAUUAACAAAAAGAGAUAGGACUUCCCUCAUCGAACUAGGUUUAAUAUUAGUACGAUUUUUUUUUUUUAAAUUAAAAAACACAAAAUUCUCACCCUUCGGCCCAACAUCUCAUUUCUCAUUGAAGUUCCUGUUUGCCUUUGUACUGCUCAUAUCGCUCCACGGCUAUACCUUUUCGGUUCAGGCUUCGUCCUUGCAUUGACAUUCCAACUUUUAAGCGGCUAUAAAUGUAUAAAACCUCGUAUGUUGACACAAUUGAAGAACCGUGUCCAUGCUGUCACAAUUCGAUAAGGGCACAGAUAACUUAUGUCUUAAGUGUUCAAGUCCUGGGUUAUGGACAUUAUGAAAGGGAUGAGCCACUUUGUACUUAUAAAAUGUCUUAUGGCGUCAAGCUCAGCGAGGACACGGUGUCUAAAUAACCUGGAGAGAUUUGAGUAACCACCAGGACGUGCGUGUAUUUCUUCUGGUUUAAACCACAAAGUGUCCGCCCUUCGCGGUCACCCCCCCCCCUUAAACCCACAAUAGGUGCACCUCUGUUCAUACACCGAAGAGCCCGUUGAGAUAUUAUUGAAAUUAUUGCAUGGAAUAGUUUGUAAGGACUGCUCCUACUUCGAUGGUCAACAAUAUUGAUUUUAAUGAAUACUCCACAAAUUAAUUUUUUUUUUUCUAGACAUUCUAGAGAUUCAACUGUAAUUAUGCAAAGAUAACUCCUAAGUUCAACAAGCUCUUCGUCAAAUAUAUGUAACGCUUGUGUCCCUAGCAACCAGAGACAACCCUCAUUUCAAUGAGACACUCGUUUGAUCUUUUGUUUUCAGGUUAUUUGUAUCGCCUUAGCGGCAUGCGUCUGUAUGGAAAUCAGAUACGACAACUACGUUGUUUGAGGACCACUGAUUGCGUCUGUUGCGUCGAAGGUGCAUUUCAGAUGGAUGACAUGAGAACGCACAGAAAUAUCAUAUUAGAUAAAAAGAGAUCGUUGGAUGUACCGGUACGUAGAUAAAUCGGAGAGUGCAAAAGACCCCUUGAUGUGUAUAAGUAUUAAGUCUUGAGAGUCCUAGGUCCAUGUGUCAGAUGCUUCCAAUUCAAGGACCAGAACUGAUUUCGAAUAUAGAGAUCAUUUGAUGCAUGUAGAUAAACACAGACACAUGAAGGACCACUAUAUAUCUGCACUGAACAAAAAUGAACAUUAUCUAUCCACUAUGUGUUUCUCAACGAAAAAUGUCUGUUUAAAUUUUACGAUAACCGUUCAUGGAAUUUACACAUCAUUUCUGUUGGCAGAGACAAACCAUGUGAAUAAGGCGCGAACGACUAGGAAAAAAUGUCAGCCUGUAGAGAUCUAAAGCUGUAAAUACAUAUGGGAACAGUACUGAACGCUUUCAAUAUAGACAUGCAUGUCCUACUGGGAGAACUUCUGAACGUCUAUUUGAAGACAUAUUAAGCUGGAUAUUACGAGAACCACCAAAACUAGCAAUAAAUGAGUGAACUAUGCAAUGAAUGUAGAGCGUUAUCUGAUGAUCGUGUGGCUGAAAUGUGGGAUCAUAAGGUCACGACUAAAACUACACCAUGUGGUCGACUGAAUCGAUGUGGUCGGGUUUAAAAAUAUAGGCAGCCUGUCUAAUGCCGACCAAUGUUGGGAGUGCGGUAAACUUCUGUGACGCAAGACAGUCAGCAUUCAUCAAUAAACAAAUUGCAGAGACAUUACACACCACCAAAUAAUCCAGCACCAAAAACCAUGUAGUUAUUAUGAUAAUAAGGGACGAGUAUUUUGUCACUGGGAUAAACCACACCGAGGCCGUCACGCCAGCAGGCUUUCUAUUAGAUAAAAAGUGGAUGCACUGGAUCUAUAUAAAAACCAGCCAAAAUGGAUUGCAAGCGUUGCAAACAAAGAGAUCUACAAUUAAUUGUUUCACUGGGUCUAUUUCUGUGCAUAUCAUUAAUCCUUGAAAAUCAAGGGUCUCUUAAACAAAGUGUGCCCGACCCACUUGUGUGCCCGAACCACCUGUAUGCCCGAACCACUUGUGUGGCCGAACCACCUGUAUGCCCGAACCACCUGUGUGCCCGAACCACUUGUGUGGCCGAACCACCUGUAUGCCCGAACCACCUGUAUGCCCGAACUACUUGUGUGGCCGAACCACCUGUAUGCCCGAACCACCGGAGGUGCGGGAGGCAUUUUCAGGGGAUGCUGGAAGUGGAAGAACCAGACAUUUGUGACGCAAAAAACAAAACAAAAAACAACCAGAAACAUGAGGGUAAAUAGAAAAAAAUCAUAAGAUGAGAGCUGAUUGUUUCUCAUAAACUAAAAGGUUAUACAUAUGUGUCACGUCUGUGUUAUGCAUAUAGGUGUCACAUCUGUGUUAUGCACGGGUGUCACAUGUGUGUUAUGCACAGGUGUCACGUCUGUGUUAUGCAUAGGUGUCACAUCUGUGUUAUGCAUAGGCGUCACAUCGGUGUUAUGCAUAAGAGUCACAUGUGUUGUGUAUAGGUGUCACAUGGGUGUUAUGCACGGGUGUCGCAUUUGUAUUAUGCACAUUUUUGACACAUCGAUGUUAAGCAUAGGAGUAGCAUCAGCGUUAUUUAUAGGUGUCACAUCUGUGUUAUGCAUAGGUGUCACAUCUGUGUUAUGCAUAGGUAUCACAUCUGUGUCAUGCAUAGGUGUCACAUCUGUGUUACGCACAGGUGCCACAUCUUAAUUUUAACAUAUUAAAUAUGUAACGUUUUAUCAAAGAGCACAAAUGUGAUUUGUGUAUGCAUUAAACUGACUUGGCAACAUCCGAGGAGUGUGGGGUAUGAAUAUUUUGAAAUCGGAGUUAUCCUGCAGGCUUAAGUUGAAGCUUUCGUUUUCGUAUUAGAAUAAAUUACAAAAUGUAUAUGUCAUUUUUAAACUGGCCUAAUUUACUGCAUCCCGAUUUAAAUUACAUCUCCAGUAUUCACUUUCAUAAUUGAACAUUGAUCCUUGAGCCGUCUUUGCAAACUCCAAGGCUUGAAUAGAAACCAUUGAUUUAAAUAUUGGCAUGUCAUGUAGCACCUGCAGAAUGAUCCUUUAGUCUGAUGACUGUCACGCAUUCUUUCGUGUUUAAUCAAUUAGAAUUCCUCUUACUUGUGCCCAUUGCUAUGUUUUAGUAUAAACUGUUAUGUAUUGUAUGAGUCAGACCAGCAGAGACC
Lymnaea stagnalis (great pond snail) is the source of this 5219-nucleotide messenger RNA. The record is from the annotation of a GenBank genome assembly. Lineage: Eukaryota; Metazoa; Mollusca; Gastropoda; Lymnaeidae.